ACUAAUCCCUCCUCUCAUCGCACCACCACGCCACUGAGCUCAAGCUAAGCUAAGUGCUAACCUAGGUGUUCGACCAUGGACACCGAGGACACGUCGUCGGCUUCGUCCUCGUCGGUGUCGCCGCCGUCGUCGCCGGGCGGCGGGCACCACCACCGGCUGCCGCCGAAGCGGCGGGCGGGGCGGAAGAAAUUCCGGGAGACGCGGCACCCGGUGUACCGCGGCGUGCGCGCGCGGGCGGGGGGGAGCAGGUGGGUGUGCGAGGUGCGCGAGCCGCAGGCGCAGGCGCGCAUCUGGCUCGGCACCUACCCGACGCCGGAGAUGGCGGCGCGCGCGCACGACGUCGCGGCCAUCGCCCUCCGCGGCGAGCGCGGCGCCGAGCUCAACUUCCCGGACUCCCCCUCCACGCUCCCGCGCGCGCGCACGGCGUCGCCCGAGGACAUCCGCCUCGCCGCCGCGCAGGCCGCCGAGCUGUACCGCCGCCCGCCGCCGCCGCUGGCAUUGCCGGAGGAUCCGCAGGAAGGCACGAGCGGCGGCGGCGCCACCGCCACCUCGGGGCGUCCGGCUGCCGUGUUCGUGGACGAGGACGCCAUCUUCGACAUGCCGGGGCUGAUCGACGACAUGGCGAGGGGGAUGAUGCUGACGCCGCCGGCGAUUGGGAGAUCUCUCGACGACUGGGCCGCCAUCGACGACGACGAUGACCAUUACCACAUGGACUACAAGCUAUGGAUGGACUGACAUGUAUACACACAUAUCGUUCGAGUAUAUAUGCUUACAGAUAUAGAUAAUACUCCAUCAGUUCCUACUAAAUACGGAGUAUAUAUUUUUAGAUAAAGGAUUUAUAUAAAACCCGGCUUCUACAUCCCGAAGAAUGUACACAGCCAAUCCUACUAAAUAUAUAUAAGCACCUCUUGUUUGUUUAGAAAAAAUGAGAUUAAGGGAAAAUAUUCUCUUUUUGCUGUCUCACGAUCAAAUUUUGAAUUUUGAUGAA
Molecule: messenger RNA, 988 nt
Organism: Oryza sativa Japonica Group (Japanese rice)
Lineage: Eukaryota; Viridiplantae; Streptophyta; Magnoliopsida; Poales; Poaceae
Source: RefSeq, a predicted model, not a curated record